CAUAUCCCUGUAAUGGUGCCAUACGAAGGCGUCGAAAUAUAAUCACAAAGGAAUCCGUUCACCAUGUAGUUUCUUAGUCUCUUGUAUUUUCGCAAAGGCAGUUUGCCUAUACGGCGUACUCGAAAUUUGCUCCAAGAAUCGGGCUGAACCUAGAAACGCGGGUAGCUUCUUCCAAUUACGAGGUGCUGCUUGACAUCGCGGCAAUCUUGAAGCCGACCUGGGCUGGGAAACGUGCUGUCAAGAUGCCUUUCUCAACCGGGGAGGACAGCUUGCUCCAGCUGAACCAGGAGGGCUUCGAUUUCAAUAUACAGUUCGAGCAGCUUUUCUUCUCAAUCGUACCAUCUGUACUGUUCAUCAUAGCAUCAUUAUGGAGAACGGCUUAUCAGGCACGAAAGCCAACUGUGGUGAAUGCCCCGGUUUUUCAACUUGUUAAGCUGGGUGCUAUCGCCACUUAUGUCGGAUUAGAACUCUCACUUCUCAUUCUGGUCGCAGUAGGAUCCUUCCACGUAACUAGCAUGUUCAUAGCCUCCUCGGCCCUGAAGCUUGUAUCGGCGCUGUUUAUGAUAACGCUCAGUCUUGUCGACCAUAGCAAAAGCCCUAGGCCGUCCGUCCUGCUGAACAGCUACCUGUUUCUGACCCUACUGCUGGACGCAGCUCAAGCGAGAACGCUGUUCUUGUCAUCGGGAGACAAGCCUGAACUCACCUAUAGUAGUAUAUUUUGCGCUGCAAUAGCCCUUAAAGUAGGGAUUUUGCUAUUAGAAGCGCAGCGGAAAUCUAAAUGGGUUAGCUGGAACGAGAAAGAAUAUAGCCCGGAGCAGACAAGCGGGAUCUUCUCUCUCGGCGUGUACUUCUGGCUCAACAAGAUCUUCUUGGAAGGCUACAAGAAAGUUUUGACAAUAAAUGACCUUUACCCCUUGGAUAGCGCCCUGGACGGCAAAUUACUCCACGAAGAGUUCUCCAAGCACAUGGACUAUUCGAAAAUGAAGGGCAACAAGUUCUACCUGGCGAAGGUAUUAAUGCGCACGUUGAAGGUUCCUCUCAUUCUUCCCAUAUUCCCACGAUUGGCCCUUCUUGGUUUCACAUUCUGCCAACCAUUCUUCAUCGAAAAGCUACUGGAGAGACUCUCAGAGCCGGAAGUUGAUGCAAACGUAGGAUAUGGCUUUAUUGGUGCCAGCAUACUGAUCUAUGCGGGAAUCGGCAUCUCCAACGCCCUCUGCUGGUAUUUUCAUUACCGGAUGCUUUCUAUGACGAGGUCGAUCCUAGUCACGGAAACCUUCAUUAAAGCUACAAAGGCUCGCAUCGGAUCGAGCGACGACAGCGCCGCCGUGACCUUGAUGAGUACGGACAUAGAGAGAAUCAACAUGGGCUUCAAGCCUCUUCACGACAUCUGGGCGAGCGUUAUACAAAUCAUCAUCUCGAGCUGGAUGUUGUACAAUCAACUCGGUGUAGUAUUUGUGGCACCGAUCGGAAUCGUUACGGUCUGCUUCGCAUGCUUAGUUAUCCUUAUGAGAUUUACCGGAGACUCACAGAGGGCUUGGAUGGCCGGUGUCCAGAAGCGCGUCGGCAUGACGGCCGCAGUAAUCGCUGACAUGAAGAACCUAAAGAUAUCCGGCCUCACCGCGACGGUCGGCGAUUUCAUACAGAAUCUCCGGGUAGAGGAGCUGGCAGCCGGAGCCCGAUUUCGUAAGAUAGGUAUCAUCGCGGCUCUCUUCGGGUACAUCCCGCUUCUGCUCGGGCCACCGCUCACCUUCGCAUUUGCGCAGCGAACGCUAAACGCGACGAGAAUAUUCACAAGUCUUUCGUACCUCUUGCUCUUGACCAACCCGCUAUCUCAGAUUUUCCAGUUCAUCCCUCAGCUUCUCUCCGGACUGGCCUGUUUGGGCCGAAUUCAGGCUUUCCUAGAGUGCGAGACUCGUAAUGAUUUUCGAGAGGUCCUUACCGAUGUGAAACGGAAUUUGGAGAAGACUCGAGCGGAUACCGUGGCCUCUUCCGAUUCGCAAUCGGAAACAGCAGAUCCGGUCGUCAUCAGAAACGGAAAGUUCGGGUGGGAAGCCGAUAAGUUUGUCUUGAAGAAUGUUACUAUCCGUGUUCCCAAAUCUUCGCUCACCAUCGUCGUCGGUCCGGUCGGCUCUGGAAAGUCUACGCUAUGUAAAGCGGUCCUCGGAGAGAUUCCAUUUAGCGAAGGUAGCGUGGUUUUGAGCACCAGAUUUCCUCACGUAGGAUUCUGCGAGCAAGCAGCAUUCCUUUCCAACGGAUCGAUAAGAGAUAAUAUCGUGGGAUUUUCUCAUUUCGAUAAAGAUAGAUAUACCGAAGUCAUCGAGGCUACGGCCCUGGUAUUUGACAUCGCUGCGCUGCCGCAGGGCGACAGGACGAACAUCGGGUCGGACGGAAUCACCCUGUCAGGGGGGCAGAAGCAACGCGUCGCUCUCGCUCGCGCGCUCUAUCUCCAGUCUGGCCUGCUAGUAUUGGACGAUAUCUUCAGCGGGUUAGAUGCAGAUACCGAGGAACAAAUUUUCAGGCAGGUUUUCGGACCGGAGGGGCUACUCAGACGUCGAGAGUCUACGGUCUUAUUGUGCACUCAUAGCAUCAGACAUUUGCCUGCGGCCGAUCACAUAAUAGCGCUCGGAGAUGGCACAGUGAUGGAGCAAGGUAGAUUUCAAGAGCUGAUGGGCCGCGGAGGAUACGUUCGGCGUCUGGGUUUGGCCAACCUUUCCGACAGCGAUUCUUCGUCAGAAAAGUCGAUACCAAAGAAGAGCAAGCAGGAACUUAAGUCGACUCUGUCCCACACGACGACUAACACAUCGCCCACCCCGCCAAAUACGGACGAGUCCCGUAAAGUUGGAGAUAAAUCGGUAUACAAGCAAUAUUUUCAAAGCAUGGGCUGGCUCGUAGCAGGAUCGUGUUUCUUCUUUGCUACCCUGUGGGGUUUCUUCACAAACUUUCCAACUAUAUGGCUCAAAUAUUGGUCUGAGGACGUAUACUCGGCACACCCAUCCCAUACAUAUGCUUAUUACGCAGGGAUAUACGCCGUGCUUCAAGUCAGCAGCUUGGUAUCCCUGCUUCUCAUUGGUAUCGCGGUCUUAAUCGUCGCGGUUACAAGAGCAGGUGCCAGUCUCCACCACGACGCCCUGAAAACGUUGAUUCGAGCACCCUUGCACUUCUUCACCACAACGGAUACUGGCAUCGUGACGAACCUAUUCUCGCAAGAUCUGAAUCUUAUAGACACAGAGCUACCAAACGGGCUAUUGAACACUUUGGUCUGCACCUUUCAGGCAAUCGGACAGGCAGCUGUCAUGCUUACAUCUUCUCCCUAUAUGGCCAUAAGCUAUCCGUUCCUCGCCAUCAUGCUCUAUGUAGUGCAGAGGUUUUAUCUACGUACAUCCAGGCAGCUCAGGCUAUUAGACCUCGAGGCAAAGAGCCCCUUAUAUACUCAUUUCCUUGAUACUAUCAAGGGGAUUACGACCUUGAGAGCCUUUGGGUUUCUCUUAGAAGAUGUGAAAAAGAACAGCGGUCUAAUAAAUUCUAGCCAGCGCCCCGCGUACUUGCUAGUCAUGGUCCAACAGUGGUUGAUCCUCGUCCUCGACCUAGGAGUCAUGGUUAUGGCAGCAGUCCUAACGACCCUCGCGGUUCGGCUCCACUCGAACUCCGGUUUCGCAGGCGCCUCACUGGUUACGCUCAUGAAUUUUGGCGAGAACCUUUCCGGCAUCGUCAUAUUUUAUACCAGACUAGAAACUUCAAUCGGAGCUAUCGCGAGGCUCAAGGCAUUUAACGAAGACGUCAAACCGGAAGAUAAGGAUGAAGAGGACAUCAUCCCACCGGAGCAGUGGCCGCAUAGCGGCGAAGUAGAAUUGAGAGGAGUGUCUGCGAGUUACGACGCGGAAGGCCAAAACGGAAACGCACCGAAUUUAGCACUUCGCGGCAUAGAACUCAAGAUAACCCCAGGAGAAAAGGUUGCGAUUUGCGGUCGAACAGGCAGCGGCAAGUCAAGCUUUAUGGCCCUUCUUCUCAAACUCCUCGAUCCCCUCCCGAACGCUCCUGGAGAGGCGAUAAUAGAUAAAACGCCGCUCAACCGUGUAGACCGGCAAGCACUACGUCAGCGCAUAAUCGCCGUCCCUCAGGAAGCCGUAUUCCUACCCGACGGGUCUACCUUUAAAGCCAACUUGGAUCCAUCCGACACGUCAACACCGGAAGCGUGCCGAUCCGUCUUGGAGGCCGUCGGCCUGCGGCAGUUCGUCCAAGAGCGGGGCGGCCUCGACGCGGGUAUGAGUCCAGGGACUCUUAGCGCCGGCCAGAGGCAGCUGUUAUCUCUCGGGCGUGCUUUGCUAAGGCGGCGGCUCCGAGCUGAAAACUUGGGAAUUGGAGGCGGCGGCUCCGAAGGUGGUAUACUAUUGCUAGACGAGGUGAGCUCGAGAGUCGAUCACGAAACGGAGCGAUUGAUGCAGGAGAUAAUCAGGAGCGAAUUCAAAGCUUAUACGGUUAUCGCGGUUAGCCAUCGGCUCAACAUGAUUAUGGAUUUUGAUACCGUGGUAGUGAUGGAAACGGGAAAGAUUAUAGAAGUAGGGAAUCCGACGGCAUUGGCCAGCAAGGAACAGACCAAGUUUGGGGAAUUAGUGAAGGCCGGAGCUAAGGAGAAAAGGUAACUUUAGGUAAUCAUGCGCAAUAUUUUAAGCAUUUUUAUUUAUGUAUUAUUCAGGAAGAA
Molecule: messenger RNA, 4699 nt
Organism: Daldinia caldariorum
Lineage: Eukaryota; Fungi; Ascomycota; Sordariomycetes; Xylariales; Hypoxylaceae
Product: putative ABC multidrug transporter
Exons: 8
Coding region: 243-4640 (1465 amino acids)
Biological process (GO): transmembrane transport
Cellular component (GO): membrane
Molecular function (GO): ATP binding; ATP hydrolysis activity; ABC-type transporter activity
Source: RefSeq, a predicted model, not a curated record